Messenger RNA from Teleopsis dalmanni, 999 nucleotides. RefSeq lists its product as uncharacterized. The record is from RefSeq and is a predicted model, not a curated record. The annotation marks the transcript as partial. The transcript is spliced from 2 exons. Lineage: Eukaryota; Metazoa; Arthropoda; Insecta; Diptera; Diopsidae.
UAUAAAAUUGUUUUAUUGACCUGUAAUAGUUGAUAGAAAUGGGAACAAAAUUUCUACAAGCGAGUGUUCUAACGAAGCUUUUGCAUAGGUGCAAGAGUGAGGUGCGCUCACCAGUGUAUCCAACGGCGUACAACUCGUCUUGCAAUUCUGCCAAUGUUCAAACAACAAAAAAUCAAAAUCAAAACCACCACCAACACAUAUACAAAACAACAAUUCCAGUCAACGAACACGAAACAGCUGAUUCAUGUAUGAACGGCGGCACAAUAGCACAGCACCAACGAAAUAAUAAUGACGUAAUAAAUAUCAAACCCAAUGAAAGUUGUUGCUGUGCAACAUCGAACAACAACACUACUGGCACAAAUUUCAAAAAUAUACAAACAGAAACGACAACUGUGCGCAGUAGCCAGAGAAAUAAAAAUCAUACGACAACAACGAAAACAGCAACAACAAUCGAAUACGAACUAUCAAACGGCAUAGCGAAGCUUUGCAAAAUCAGUACUAGUCGCAUAGCGGAAGAACCAACAAGCGAUUCAGUUGAGUCAAAAUCGUCGUGUGUGUGCAACGAUACAAAGUUAACGCCGUUAUUAUCCUCAACUGACUUGGAAAAUUUAAAUAAAAAUUUAAAUACUAUAAACGAAUUUAAUCAAAAAUUAAAUUCAAACGUAAAUAAAUCAAUAAAUUAUCAACAACGCGCAAAUUACAGCAUGGAUUGUAAAGAAUUCUCUAAAUUAAAUGGCAACGACGAUGAACGCGAUUGCAUUGGCUUACACGGCACCGCAGGUGAAAGUGAUGUACCUGGUAAAAUCUCAGGAUUGGAGCAUCUGAAGAAUAAGAAAUAUAAUAAGGUAAGUCCGAUUCAUAGGCCUUUAAACGGUAGAACCACUUUUGACAGUUGUGUUUUCAUGCAAAAAAAAAUUUCAUGUGAAAAAAAUAGCAAAGUUUACAAUGGAAAAGUACUGAAUGAUGUGGCAGAAUGUAGAAGAAAAAAGAACAGCUGGG